Messenger RNA from Calliphora vicina (urban bluebottle blowfly), 1140 nucleotides. RefSeq names its product probable isoaspartyl peptidase/L-asparaginase GA20639. Lineage: Eukaryota; Metazoa; Arthropoda; Insecta; Diptera; Calliphoridae. Gene Ontology annotation, cellular component: cytoplasm. The transcript has 3 exons. Bases 68 to 1096 code for a protein of 342 amino acids. Gene Ontology annotation, molecular function: asparaginase activity; beta-aspartyl-peptidase activity. The record is from RefSeq and is a predicted model, not a curated record.
AUGUAUUCAGUUUUCUACUGACCGUCGUGGUGUACAUUUCGAAUUCAAUACAACGGUUUGCAAAAAGAUGCAACUUUCCAAGUUCAUUAUUGUGUCUCUGAUUUUGUGUGGUUUUCACAAUGUGAUAUCGUCACAAAAUAUAAUUCCCACCGUAUUAGUACAUGGUGGUGCUGGAGAUAUAGCCGAAUCUACGAUACCCACUAAAAAGUAUGGUGUCAAAUUGGCUGCUCGCAUUGGUUACGAGACUUUAAAGAGCACUGGCAACGUAGUAGAUGCUGUUCAACAAGCGGUAGAAUACUUAGAAUCUAAUCCAAACUAUAAUGCUGGCUAUGGCGGUGUUCUUACUUGGGAGGGUAAUGUGGAAAUGGAUGCGGCCAUCAUGAAUGGUUAUGAUUUGAAUGCCGGUUGUGUAUCGUUGGCUAAAGAUAUAAUGCAUCCCAUAUCAUUGGCUCGUAGCAUAAUGGAUAAAACAAGACAUAUGUAUUUAGCAGGUGACGGAGCCAUGACUUAUGCUAAGACAGAAGGUUUUGAAUUUUUGCCAGAAGGAGCUUUAGUUACUGAAAAUGCUAAAAAAGCUUUGGAAGACUUUAAAAAUAGUUAUAAUAAUGGCAGUAGAUUUAUAGAAGAGAAAAUUUUCGGCUCUCCUGGUACCGUAGGUGCUGUUGCUAUUGAUGCUUAUGGCAAUGUGGCUGCUGCUACUUCUACCGGUGGCAUAACUGGUAAAAUGCCUGGUCGUAUUGGAGACUCACCAAUUUUGGGUGGUGGUACUUAUGCAGACAAUGAUUCGGGUUGUGUCUCGGCCACUGGCAAUGGAGAAACUAUUAUGCGUUACAAUGUUGCCUCCCGAAUUUUAGCAUUGACGGAAAUUUUUGGUUUAAGUGCUCAACAGGCUACUGUUAAGGUUUUAGACGAAAUGACAGAACGUUUCAAACAAACUGCAGGUGUAAUUAGUAUAGAUCCAAAGGGAAAUCUCGGUAUAUACUUUACUUCUCGACGCAUGUCUUGGGCCUAUCAACGUGGUGGAGAAUUGCAUUUCGGCGUCGACAAGGGCGAGGAUAAUGUAGAAAUUGUGGGCGAACCAAGAUUAAACAUUUGAGAAACAUGUUUUAAUAAAUUGUAAAAUAUACGUUUCAAAAUAAA